Castor canadensis (American beaver) is the source of this 4603-nucleotide messenger RNA. It is a transcript of the gene Trappc8, whose product is annotated as trafficking protein particle complex subunit 8. Lineage: Eukaryota; Metazoa; Chordata; Mammalia; Rodentia; Castoridae. The record is from RefSeq and is a predicted model, not a curated record. Gene Ontology annotation, cellular component: TRAPPIII protein complex. Gene Ontology annotation, molecular function: protein binding.
AACCAGCUUAAAGUAGUGGUGAGCCUGCCCGCUUGGCUCCGCCCACCGCAUUCGUAGCCACAUCCCCGCCCCGCUUCGCCCCGCCCCGCAGGGAACCACCCAACGCCACUUCCGGUUUCAACCUCCCAAUCGGCCUCCGUCGCUCUCCACUUCCCUCGCCUCAGCUCUCUUCCCCGCCCCUACCGCUCCUUUGACACAAUCACGUGAGGGGCGAGCGCGGGGGCUGCCGGGAGUAGUACUGCCGGUGGGUUAAGGUUCGGCCUGAACAUGGCGGUUCCGGUCGGGCAGUGACCAAGGCUUUGCCGUCGGGAGGACUCUGGCGAUUAUCGGUGUCCCCACUUAUCGGGGCGGAAUGCAAGGACGCCGGGGAGAGCGCUGAGGCGCGGCGGCGAAGGGGAAGGGGUCAGUGUUGUGUGCCUCGGGAGCCAAGGCGGCGGUAUCGGUUCCUUGUACUCGUCUGCAGGCUCCAGCGCGGGGCCCCGCCCGGCCGGGCAGGCGGCCGGUCAGGCCGGCGGGUGGGCGGCACAGGCGGCGGCGGUAAGCUGCUGCAGCCGCAGGAUCAGCUUGGAGGGUCGGCCGGAGGUCGGGCGCCACCGUCUGUGCCGCGGCGAUGGCCCAGUGUGUACAGUCAGUGCAGGAGCUGAUCCCGGACUCCUUCGUCCCUUGUGUCGCCGCGUUGUGCAGCGACGACGCCGAGCGGCUCACUCGUCUCAAUCAUCUCAGCUUCGCCGAGCUGCUCAAGCCCUUUUCUCGCCUCACUUCCGAGGUUCAUAUGAGAGAUCCCAGUAAUCAACUUCACAUAAUUAAAAAUUUGAAGAUAGCAGUAAGCAACAUUAUCACCCAACCACCUCAGCCUGGAGCCAUUCGGAAGCUUUUGAAUGAUGUUGUUUCUGGCAGUCAGCCUGCAGAAGGAUUAGUAGCUAAUGUGAUUACAGCGGGAGAUUAUGACCUUAACAUCAGUGAUCGGUCAAUUAAAGCUAGUGUUCCUUGGUACAGUAAUUGGAAAGACACUUUGAUGGAAUUGAAAGAAUCCUCGUUGUACACAGCUACUACUCCAUGGUUCGAGUCUUAUAGAGAGACCUUUCUUCAGUCGAUGCCAGCAUCAGAUCAUGAAUUUCUGAACCACUAUUUAGCAUGUAUGUUGGUAGCAUCAUCUAGCGAAGCUGAACCUAUGGAACAGUUUUCAAAGUUGUCACAAGAACAGCAUCGAAUUCAACACAACAGUGAUUAUUCCUACCCUAAGUGGUUUAUACCAAAUACACUUAAAUAUUAUGUACUUUUACAUGAUGUAAGCACAGGAGAUGAACAGAGAGCUGAAUCAAUUUAUGAAGAAAUGAAACAGAAAUAUGGAACUCAGGGUUGCUAUUUACUUAAAAUCAAUUCUCGAACAUCAAAUCGAGCAUCAGAUGAACAGAUACCAGAUCCUUGGAGUCAGUAUCUCCAGAAAAAUAGUAUUCAAAACCAGGAAUCAUAUGAAGAUGGCCCUUGUACUAUAACCUCAAAUAAGAAUUCUGAUAGUAACUUACUUUCAUUGGAUGGAUUAGAUAACGAAGUCAAAGAUGGCAUACCAAAUAACUUUAGAACUCACCCACUUCAAUUGGACCAAUCCAGUGACCCUUCUAACAGCAUUGACGGUCCAGAUCAUGUAAAAUCUGCUUCAUCAUUACACGAAACAAAGAAAGCAAAUACUGGAGUGAUUCAUGGUGCGUGUUUAACACUUACUGAUCAUGAUAGAAUUCGACAGUUUAUACAAGAGUUUACAUUUCGUGGCCUUUUGCCACAUAUAGAGAAAACAAUUCGGCAAUUAAAUGAUCAGCUAAUAUCCAGAAAAGGGUUGAGUCGGUCUCUAUUUUCUGCAACUAAAAAAUGGUUUAGUGGUAGUAAAGUUCCAGAAAAGAGCAUUAAUGAGCUGAAAAAUACAUCAGGGUUGCUGUAUCCACCAGAAGCACCAGAGCUUCAAAUCAGGAAGAUGGCUGACUUAUGCUUCUUGGUGCAACAUUAUGAUCUGGCUUACAGUUGCUAUCACACCGCAAAGAAGGACUUUCUCAACGAUCAAGCAAUGCUAUAUGCAGCUGGGGCCUUGGAAAUGGCAGCAGUAUCCGCAUUUCUUCAGCCAGGAGCACCUAGGCCAUACCCUGCUCACUACAUGGAUACGGCUAUUCAGACAUACAGGGAUAUCUGCAAGAAUAUGGUAUUGGCUGAAAGAUGUGUAUUGCUUAGUGCUGAAAUUUUAAAAAGCCAAAGCAAAUAUUCAGAGGCUGCAGCUCUCCUAAUACGGCUGACAAGUGAGGAUUCUGAUCUUCGAAGUGCACUUCUCUUGGAACAGGCGGCACAUUGCUUUAUAAACAUGAAGAGUCCCAUGGUUAGAAAAUACGCAUUUCAUAUGAUAUUGGCAGGCCAUCGGUUUAGUAAAGCUGGACAGAAAAAGCAUGCUUUACGCUGCUAUUGUCAAGCCAUGCAAGUUUAUAAAGGAAAAGGCUGGUCUCUUGCAGAGGAUCACAUUAACUUCACAAUUGGGCGCCAAUCCUAUACUCUUAGGCAACUGGACAAUGCUGUGUCUGCUUUUAGGCAUAUUUUAAUCAAUGAAAGUAAGCAAUCUGCUGCUCAACAAGGGGCCUUCCUCAGAGAAUAUCUUUAUGUUUAUAAGAAUGUGAGUCAGCUGUCACCAGAUGGCCCUUUACCACAGCUCCCUUUACCAUACAUUAACAGCUCAGCCACACGGGUUUUCUUUGGCCAUGAUAGACGACCAGCAGAUGGUGAAAAGCAAGCAGCUACUCAUGUAAGUCUUGAUCAAGAAUAUGACUCUGAAUCUUCUCAGCAGUGGCGAGAACUUGAGGAACAAGUAGUGGCUGUGGUUAACAAAGGAGUAAUUCCAACCAAUUUUCAUCCCACACAAUACUGUUUGAACAAUUACUCAGAUAACUCCAGAUUUCCACUGGCAGUUGUGGAAGAGCCAAUUACAGUGGAAGUAGCUUUUAGAAACCCUUUGAAAGUUCCACUUUUGUUGACUGAUUUGUCACUGCUGUGGAAGUUUCAUCCUAAAGAUGUCAGUGGAAAGGAUAAUGAAGAAGUUAGAGAACUAGUUAUAGGUGAACCUGGAAUGAUUGGAACUGAAGUUAUUUCUGAAUUCUUAAUUAAUAGUGAAGAAUCUAAAGUGGCAAGACUAAAGCUCUUUCCCCAUCACGUAGGGGAGCUGCAUAUUCUGGGAGUUGUUUAUGAUCUCGGCACUGUUCAGGGCUCCAUGACAGUAGAUGGCAUUGGUUCUCUUUCUGGAUGUCACACAGGAAAGCAUUCCUUGAAUAUGUCAGUGCGAGGGAGACAGGAUUUAGAAAUUCAAGGUCCUCGACUUAACAACACAAAAGAAGAGAAAACAUCUAUUAAAUAUGGUCCUGAUCGACGUUUAGAUCCUAUAAUCACUGAAGAAAUGCCACUACUGGAGGUGUUCUUUAUACAUUUUCCUACAGGGCUCCUCUGUGGAGAAAUCCGAAAAGCAUACGUAGAAUUUGUCAAUGUCAGCAAAUGUCCUCUUACUGGAUUGAAGGUUGUUUCUAAACGUCCAGAGUUCUUUACUUUUGGUGGGAAUACUGCUAUUCUCACACCGCUGAGCCCCUCGGCCUCUGAAAACUGUAGUGCUUAUAAGACUGUUGUGACAGACUCUACCUCUAUGUGUAUAGCACUCACAUCUUCAGCUUCUUCUGUGGACUUUGGCAUUGGCUUAGGAAGUCAGCCAGAGGUGAUUCCAGUUCCCCUUCCUGACACUGUUCUUUUACCUGGAGCUUCAGUCCAGCUGCCAAUGUGGUUACGGGGCCCAGAUGAAGAAGGUGUACAUGAAAUUAAUUUUUUGUUUUACUAUGAAAGUGUUAAAAAGCAGCCUAAAAUACGACACAGAAUAUUAAGGCAUACUGCAGUUAUUUGUACCAGUCGAUCUUUAAAUGUUCGCGCCACUGUCUGUAGAAGUAAUUCACUUGAUGAUGAAGAAGGCAGAGGAGGCAAUAUGUUAGUCUUUGUGGAUGUGGAAAAUACAAAUACUAGUGAAGCAGGUGUUAAGGAAUUCCACAUAGUACAAGUAUCAAGUAGUAGCAAGCACUGGAACUUACAAAAAUCUGUAAAUCUCUCUGAAAACAAAGAUUCCAAGUUGGCCAGUAGGGAGAAGGGCAAGUUUUGCUUCAAGGCAAUAAGAUGUAAAGAAAGAGAAGCUGCUUCACAAUCCUCAGAAAAGUACACUUUUGCAGAUAUCAUCUUUGGAAAUGAACAGAUAAUAAGUUCAGCAAGCCCGUGUGCAGAUUUCUUUUUUCGAAGUUUAUCCUCUGAAUUGAAAAAAACACAAACUCAGGUGUCUGGGCAUACAGAAAGACAUUCAGCAGAGGAUGCCGUGAGAUUGAUUCAAAAGUGCAGUGAGGUGGAUUUGAAUAUUGUCAUUUUAUGGAAGGCAUAUGUUGUGGAAGACAGUAAGCAGCUUAUUUUGGAAGGUCAGCAUCAUGUUAUUCUUCAUACUAUAGGAAAAGAAUCCUUUUCCUAUCCUCAGAAACAGGAGCCACCAGAAAUGGAACUACUAAAAUUUUUCAGACCAGAAAACACUACAGUUUCCUCAAGACACAGUUAG